Endocarpon pusillum Z07020 is the source of this 633-nucleotide messenger RNA. RefSeq lists its product as uncharacterized. The coding region runs from base 1 to 633 and encodes 210 amino acids. The transcript has a single exon. Lineage: Eukaryota; Fungi; Ascomycota; Eurotiomycetes; Verrucariales; Verrucariaceae. The record is from RefSeq and is a predicted model, not a curated record.
AUGAUUCCUUCUCGACCAAAAAACACCGCCCCAAACCAGAAGACAACAGUAAAAAAGACGACUGAGAAACCAGAUAGCACAAUUACCACGAAGCCGAAAGAUAACAAUAGAGUCUCCAAGGCUGCCCCGAGCAAGGAAAGCUACAUUACCAAAGCCAUCGAAGCAAGACGAGCCAAAGAUGCGCGACUCCAGGACAGAUUUCAAGCCGACACAGAACGUCAGGAGAAGCUGCUCAGGCGAGGUCCCAGCGGGCCUCCAAUCUACGAUACCCAAGGCUUUGAGCUUGACUACACAAAGGUCCUGAAGAGCCAAAGGCGGCCCCAGGGCGCGCGACGGAGAAGUAGCGCGGCCUACAAGAAAAUGAUCGAGAAAGAGCGAGCCGAGGCUAGGGAGAUCGAGCAGAUCAUCGGAUUGCCGGAGAACGGUCUUGUGGAUACGUUGCAUAGCGCGGUGCAGGAUCGCGUUGCGAGGGAUUUGAACCUCCCGUUCCAUAAGGUGCAGAUACUUCAGUACAGGCAGUGGAAAGAGGCGGGCUUCAAGGCCGAUCCGGAGGAGUUUAAGUUAGUGAAUAUCUCGGAGGAAGAGAGGGAGCGGCUGGUGGAAUUAUCGACCGGGAGUGCUUUCAGGAAGUGA